Messenger RNA from Pseudomyrmex gracilis, 1789 nucleotides. RefSeq names its product cytochrome P450 4g15 (gene Cyp4g15). The record is from RefSeq and is a predicted model, not a curated record. Gene Ontology annotation, molecular function: iron ion binding; monooxygenase activity; oxidoreductase activity, acting on paired donors, with incorporation or reduction of molecular oxygen. The coding region runs from base 81 to 1763 and encodes 560 amino acids. The transcript is spliced from 8 exons. Lineage: Eukaryota; Metazoa; Arthropoda; Insecta; Hymenoptera; Formicidae.
GAAAUGUAAAGGUGACCAGUUUAGUGCUAGCACAUCGCAAAGGUUUGAUCGUGUACUCGCGAAAAUAAUAUAUAGAAAUCAUGUCAGCAGUAGAACCGGGAAUUGUAUCUGGAUCCGUUGCUGCGGCAGCAUCCACAGGAGUAUCGCCGACUACGGCUUUCCUAUCUCUCCUCUUGCCAGCUCUGAUUCUGUAUUAUAUUUACUUUCGAAUUUCUCGUUGGCACAUGAUCGAAUUGGCGGAGAAGUUACCUGGUCCCGAAGGCUGGCCGCUGAUCGGGAAUGCUUUCUUGUUUCGCGGCAACUCCGACACUAUAUUCCGCACAGUGUACAGAAAAUCUUUCGAAUUCGAUCAAGUGAUCAAAAUCUGGCUCGGGCCGAAGCUAGUGAUCUUCCUGAUGGAUCCGCGUGACGUCGAGAUUAUUCUGUCAAGCCACGUUUACAUCGACAAAUCCACCGAGUAUCGAUUCUUCGAACCCUGGCUCGGAAACGGUCUUCUUAUCUCGACCGGUCACAAAUGGCGCGCCCAUCGCAAACUGAUCGCCCCGACGUUCCAUCUGAACGUGCUGAAGACCUUCAUCGAUCUCUUCAACGCGAACUCACGCGCCGUGGUGGAGCGAAUGAGGAAAGAGGGUGACAACGAAUUCGACUGCCACGACUACAUGUCCGAGUGCACGGUCGAGAUUCUUCUCGAGACGGCCAUGGGUGUCUCCAAGUCCACCCAGGAUCGAAGCGGCUACGAAUACGCCAUGGCUGUCAUGAAGAUGUGCGACAUCCUUCAUCUACGCCACACCAAAGUCUGGCUCAGACCCGACUGGCUGUUCAAUCUCACCAAGUACGGAAAGGAUCAGAUUCGUCUGCUGAACAUCAUCCACGGACUCACGAAGAAAGUCAUCGCGCGAAAGAAGAACGAUUACAAGAGCGGCAAGCGCAACGUCAUUGACGUCUCCAAACACGCCACGACCGUCAAGAACACGUCCGUGGAAGGACUUUCGUUUGGACAAGCGGCCGGUUUGAAAGACGAUCUCGAUGUGGACGAUAACGACGUCGGUGAGAAGAAGAGACAGGCUUUCCUCGAUUUGCUGAUGGAAGCCAAUCAGAACGACAAGAUUCUCACGGACGAAGAGAUCAAAGAACAAGUCGACACCAUCAUGUUUGAGGGACACGACACAACCGCGGCCGCGUCCAGCUUCUUCCUGUGUGUGAUGGGAUGCAGACCGGACAUUCAGGAUAAGGUUAUUCAAGAACUCGAUGAAAUUUUCGGCGACAGCGACAGACCCGCGACUUUCCAGGACACCCUCGAGAUGAAAUACCUCGAGCGCUGCAUCAUGGAGACUCUUCGAAUGUAUCCGCCAGUACCGAUUAUCGCGCGCAAAAUCAACAGCGAUCUGAAACUUGCAUCGGGAAGUUACACGCUUCCGGCCGGAGCCACCGUCGUGGUGGCGACGUUCAAGCUGCACCGACAGCCGUAUAUUUAUCCGAACCCGGAAGUCUUCAAUCCCGACAACUUCCUGCCCGAGAAAACCUCCAAUCGUCAUUACUACGCCUUCAUACCGUUCUCCGCCGGACCGCGUUCCUGCGUCGGUCGCAAGUACGCGAUGCUCAAACUGAAGAUCAUCCUGUCCACGGUCAUGAGGAACUUCCGCAUCAAGUCGGACAUCAAGCAGUCCGACUUCAGACUCCAGGCCGAUAUAAUUCUCAAACGGGCCGACGGUUUCAAAAUCAGAAUAGAACCGAGAAAAAAGGCCGCCACCUCCGCCGUUUAAACGAGGGCGAUUACGUACAAAAAAAA